AUGCUCCUGAAACAGCACUUGAACAUAUUCUAUCAUCGAUUUCCUCAUCAAGUCAGUGCGACAUGUUUAGCCAUUAUCAUCUUGUUCAUCGCGCCUUCAAUAUACGUAUACUUCGAAUCUCCGAAUCCAAUUUUAAAUAAAUAUUUUAAAAAAGGCGAGCCAUGCGAUAUCCCGCCACUCACACAUUGGCUCAUACUAUCGAAUCCUAUUCAACUCCAGCAAUAUCUCACCGCUCCCCAACCAAAUGUUUCUGUCAUUCUUACCGGUGAUCAUCCACGCGUCAACCCGCCUCCCAACAACCUCACCAUCAUUUUUCUCAACUCAAAACUUCUCGCCACACUCUCAUUUCGAACAACAAACAUCAACACCAUUGCCUACCUUCUUGCUAUCAAACAUGGCGCUCGUGUCAUCUAUCAGCUCCAUCCUGACACUCAUCUAUCGCAUCUUCGACUGCGCCACUAUCAAUCGCAAGACAUCCACCAUGUUGCAUUUCGUCGACAGCGAUCACCGUUCGUCAACAUUCUGCCGACGUUCACAGCGGACUUCAACUCUUCGCUGCCAGGUCUCCCACAACAAGAACUCAUCAACAUUACCCAAGACGGAUGGUCCUCCAUCAGAAAGCUGCUUCCCUACGGAGAGACCAUCCGCCCACUCAUUCAACAGCAUAUUCCGACACCACUUGCAACUGGUAGUACUGGCUCAUCGUUUGUUGAUCAUCCAGCAGUGGCUGUCGAACCGAUGACAUUUGCACCGUUCACAUCAACGAAUGUGCUCUUCACUUAUGAUGCUUUCUGGGCAUUGCCUCUACCAGAGACAUACUCACAUAUCUGGCGAAGUUGGUGGGUGCAAAGAUUGUUGUGGGAUGUUGGCGGCCACUUGGUGUUUCAUUCGUCUGCCGUGAGUCGGAUGAACUCGGUGUUGCCAGUAAACUAUGGGCAGACAGUGCAAGAAGAUGAAAAGACAAGUAAACUAGUUCGAUAUCUGAGCGAAUGGACAUCAUCAAAGGCAACACUAGUGGAACGAAUACGGGAUCUGAUGGCGGACAUGGUGAAACAUAAAUUUUGCGAAGUACGUGAGAUGCGUAUAAUAGAAAAUUGGGUUGAAGACUUAGCAAAAGUGAAAUAUGUUUAUCCAACUAUCAAAACAAUCACACCAUCAAAGGACUCGCAACAACCACGUCGUCGGCGAACAGCUGUUUGUUUGACAGGACUGAUCGAAUGUGUGGAAGAAGCAUGGAGGAAAACAAGUGAUGCAAUUCAAUCGCAUCUCAAUGGUGAAAUAGACGUGUUCAUGUACUUGUCAUCAACAGAACCUAUUAUUGCACAGUUACCAACAGUUCCACUACGUACUCGCUUGAUCGAAGCACUUCGAUACUCCAACUUCACAGUUAAGGUACUGUUUGAGAACAUCCCAAAGCUGGAUCCGCAGUUUCCACCGAAGUGUACGACAGAUGCAAAUGUGGACCAGCCUUCUUUCAAGGUACCUCGUUACUAUCAACAGCUGUUUGGGCUGAGUAACUGUUUUAGUAUGGUUCGUGACUAUGAGAAGAAAUACAAUGUCAAGUAUGAUCUAAUGGUACGGACGCGAGCUGACAUAGAAUUUCUAAAGAUACCGUCCACAUUUGAACGAUCGUCACCCUUUGAUAUUAAUGACACGUUAAUUCUACCGCCUAAUCGCUUCAGUUCGAAAGUGGACGACGGCUUUGCAAUCGGUCCAAUCGAUUCCGUUGAAGUUUACAUGAAUCGAUACUAUUCGUUUCGACAAUGUAUAACACGCGAUCUACAUCCAGAACGUUAUUUAUAUUUCUAUCUAAAUCAUCGGAAAGUAAAAAUGACGAUUGAUCAUGGUACCGUCGUAGCACACAUUCCUCAUUCGCCGAAUCGUUGCCACUGA
Adineta ricciae is the source of this 1893-nucleotide messenger RNA. The record is from the annotation of a GenBank genome assembly. Lineage: Eukaryota; Metazoa; Rotifera; Eurotatoria; Adinetida; Adinetidae.